AUGGCCAGACUCGGAGGAAUCACCCACCCCUUUGUCCUUUUUGCGAUACUGUUCGUCGCAUUUGCCUCGACAGCAUCUGCAGCGUCAGCAGUACUUGGAAUUGAUCUCGGCGGUGCAUAUGUCAAAGCAGCAAUCGUAAAGCCAGGAGUUCCCCUCGACAUUGUCCCCACCAAAGACUCGAAACGCAAAGAAGCCGCCGUCGUUGGUUUCAAACCCGUGUCUGGUUCCGCUCUCGAAUUUGGAUCUUACCCCGAACGACUUUAUGGCGGAGAUGCUCUGGCCCUCGGUGGUCGCUUCCCUGGCGAUGUCUUCACCAACCUCAAGACCCUCCUCGGCCUCGUUCCUGGUGAACACGCCGACUCUAUGAUCAAGAACUACCACGCACGCCAUCCCGCAGUCAAGUCCAACUUUGAGCAAGAGAAGGGAGCUGUCUCGUUCGUACCCAGUGCCUUUGGCUCGUCUGAAGCACCAUGGAGUCUCGAUGAGUUGCUGGCCAUGGAGCUCAAGAAUAUCCGCGCAAAUGCCGAAGCAAUGUCUGGCGGCAAGGGAAGCUCUGUCACUGAUGCUGUCAUCACCGUUCCCGUCCACUGGACUGCCGACGAGAGACGUGCUAUCCAACGUGCCGCCGAUCUGGCUGGUAUCAACAUCAUGGCUCUCGUCAGCGAUGGACUGGCUGUUGGCAUCGACUACGCCGUCAAGCGCACUUUCCCCAGCGUCAGCAAGGGUGAGAAGCCCGAGUACCACAUGGUCUUCGACAUGGGUUCUGGUUCGACCACUGCCACCAUCCUCAGAUUCCAGUCCAAGGACGUCAAGGACAUCGGCCGCUUUAACAAGACCAUUCAGGAGGUCGCCGUCAUGGGCGCUGGCUGGGACAAGACUCUUGGAGGAGAUGAGCUCAACGCUCUCAUCGUAGAUUACCUGGUCGACAGCUUCGUCGCUAAGCCUCAAGCCGUGAAGGCUGGCAUUACCGCCGAAGAAGUCAAGACCCACGGCAGAACCGCUUCUAAGAUUUGGCGUGAAGCCGAGCGCGCAAGACAGGUUCUCAGUGCCAACUCUGAAGUUAGAUCGAGCUUCGAGGGCUUGUACAAGGAUAUUGACUUCGCCACCAAGCUCACCAGAGCCGACUUCGAGAAAAUGGCUGCUUCCCACGCUGACCGUAUCCAAGCCCCUGUUCAACAGGCUCUGGAUGCUGCCAAGCUGUCUUUCAAGGAUCUUGACUCUGUCAUCCUUCACGGUGGUGCUAUCAGAACCCCGUUCGUCCAGAAGAAGCUCGAGUCCAUGACUGGCAAGCACACCGAGGUUCGCAGCAACGUCAACUCUGAUGAGUCGGCCGCUUUCGGUGCUGCGUUUAAGGCCGCCGAUUUGAGCCCCAGCUUCCGUGUCAAGGAGAUCAGAGCUCUUGAAGCCGCUACCUACCCUGCAGGCAUCAAGUACCCCGCGGAUGGCAAGGAGAGAUCGCAAAAGCUGUUCGUCCCUACUUCUCUGGCCGGGUCUGCCAAGGAGAUCACCAUCAAGAACCUUGACGACUUUACUUUUGGCAUCUUCCAGACUGUUGGCAGCGUUGAUCGUCCGGUCACCGAGGUCAUCACCCAAAACUUGACCGCUUCCGUUGAGACUCUGUCCACCAAAUUCGGUUGCUCCAAGGACGAAAUCUCUACCAAGCUCAAGCUUCGCAUCAGCCCUGUUGACAGCAUUCCUGAGAUUGUUUCUGCUUCAGUCAGCUGCGAGACUGAGGGUGGCAAGGCUGCUGGUCUCGGAGACUCGGUCAAAGGACUUUUCGGAUUUGGAUCCAAGAAGGGCGACCAAGAACCUCUCAUCGAAGACGAGGAGGUAGAGACCGUGAAAGAGUCUAGCUCAUCAUCGUCCCGCUCUUCCUCCAGCACCAGUAGUGCCAAGUCAAGUGGAUCGGCCACCCCUGAGGCUGAUGCCAAGAAGAAGCGUACUGAGACUAUCCCUAUCAAGCUCACCACUGUUGUCAAGGGCCUUCCCCAACCUGCACUCGAAGACAUCAAGUCCAUGAAGGAGCGUCUUGCUGCCUUUGACCGCUCGGACCUCUCUCGUACCCAGAGAGAAGAGGCUCUGAACGUUCUCGAAGCAUACACCUACCGCACUAGAGAUCUCCUCGAGAACUCUGACUUUGUCGGUGCCUCGACGGAGGCUAUCAGAUCUCAGUUGACUUCUCUGCUCAGCAGCACUAGUGACUGGCUUUACGGGGAAGGCUCUUCGGCAAAGGUUGAGGCUUUCAAGAGCAAGCUUGCUGCUCUCAAGGCUAUUGUCGACCCCGUCCAGAAGCGCAGAGAAGAAGCCGCUGCACGUCCCGAGAUCCUCAAGUCGCUGCAAAGCUCGCUCGAUCAGACAAAAUCCAUGGUCGACGCCAUCGGCAAGCAGAUUGCUGCCUCCAUCUCUUCCGCCUCCGAGGCAGCUCUAUCAAGCAGCACCACCACCACCAAAGCAGCCCCUAGUCCCAGCUCUGCCGACGACCUUGACGAUCUCGAGGAUGUCGACGCCUCAAGCACCUCUUCAUCAGCCAAACCCAGCGAAUCCCCUGCCCUGAUGCCCUACACCUCAGACGACCUCACCUCCAUCACCUCGGCCUACGAGACCGUCGCUGAAUGGUUGAAGACCAAGAUCGCCGAGCAAGACAAACUUCAAGCUUUCGAGGACCCAGCAUUCACGGUCAAGGAAGUGGAGGCCAAAGCCAAGGAGCUCAACAAAGCGCUUAUGGAUAUGGUGACCAAGAAGAUGCAGAUGCCCAAGCCUAAGGCUAGCAGUAGCAGCUCGAAGAAGCCGAGGGCGUCAAAGAGCAAGAAGAUGAAGUCGACGAGUAGUGAGACGGCGACUGAGUCGCCUUCUGCCAGUGCUUCUGUUGUUGUUGAGGAGGAGGAUAAGCCUAUUGAGCAUGAAGAGUUGUAG
Aureobasidium namibiae CBS 147.97 is the source of this 2913-nucleotide messenger RNA. Its product is annotated as actin-like ATPase domain-containing protein. The record is from RefSeq and is a predicted model, not a curated record. Bases 1 to 2913 code for a protein of 970 amino acids. Lineage: Eukaryota; Fungi; Ascomycota; Dothideomycetes; Dothideales; Saccotheciaceae. Gene Ontology annotation, biological process: cellular response to hypoxia; endoplasmic reticulum unfolded protein response; negative regulation of hypoxia-induced intrinsic apoptotic signaling pathway. Gene Ontology annotation, cellular component: endoplasmic reticulum chaperone complex. The transcript has a single exon. Gene Ontology annotation, molecular function: ATP-dependent protein folding chaperone; ATP binding.